Alosa sapidissima (American shad) is the source of this 975-nucleotide messenger RNA. RefSeq names its product homeobox B1a (gene hoxb1a). Bases 25 to 975 code for a protein of 316 amino acids. The transcript is spliced from 2 exons. The record is from RefSeq and is a predicted model, not a curated record. Gene Ontology annotation, biological process: regulation of transcription by RNA polymerase II. Gene Ontology annotation, molecular function: RNA polymerase II cis-regulatory region sequence-specific DNA binding; DNA-binding transcription factor activity, RNA polymerase II-specific. Gene Ontology annotation, cellular component: nucleus. NCBI's taxonomy places the organism in Eukaryota, Metazoa, Chordata, Actinopteri, Clupeiformes, Clupeidae.
UUGACCCUCCGUCAUCAAUUGCGCAUGGACAAUUCCAGAAUGAACUCUUACUUGGAGUACACAAUUUGUAACCGUGGGACGAACGCCUACUCGCCCAAAUCUGGAUUCCACCACUUGGAUCAAGGGUAUUCGGGCCCUUUCCCCACGGGUAACGGCACUACAAAUGACAGCUUCACCCCUGAUGGACGACAUUUCGUGGGAAGCAGCAGUUCAGCAGCGGCCUCCCAACAUCAGCACCAGAACAGCAGUUAUGCGCAUCACCAACCUCAGACUCAUCACACGUCUAUAGGCCUACCUUACAGUGGCACCGCUGCCACCGGUUAUGGACCGCAGUCGUGCGCCAGUCAGGACUAUGGACAUCAUCAGUACUACAUAAACCACGAGCAGGACGCAAUGUACUAUCAAUCACAAGGCUUCACCGCUCCCAAUGUCGGACCAAACUACGGAUCGCUAGCCGGUGCUUACUGUGGAGCGCAGGGGGCCGUUCCUUCAGCCCCUUAUCAACAUCACAGCUGCGAGGGUCAAGACCAUCAGCGGGGUUAUUUACAAGGCACAUAUGCAGACAUAUCGGUCUCUCAGGGCAGAGAAAGCUUAACAGAUCAGAAACAAGCAGGGAAGACUUUUGACUGGAUGAAAGUCAAAAGGAACCCUCCGAAAACAGCAAAAGUGACAGAUUACGGACUGGGCCCACAGAGCACCAUCCGGACCAACUUCACAACGAAGCAGCUGACGGAGCUCGAGAAGGAGUUUCAUUUCAGCAAGUACCUCACGAGAGCGCGGCGCGUGGAGAUAGCCGCCACGCUCGAGCUGAACGAGACCCAGGUGAAGAUCUGGUUUCAGAACAGACGGAUGAAGCAGAAGAAGCGCGAGAAAGAAGGACUUGCUCCUGCCACGAGCGCAACCAAGGAUUUCGAGGAGAACUCUGACCAUUCCACCUCCACGUCCCCCGGGGCGUCACCGAGCUCCGAGACUUAA